CAGAAGUUGAUACGGAGACAAUGGAGAUAACAGAGACACCAUUUGAAGAGACAAUGGUUCAGGAAGACCUCCAAAGUCCAUUUCCUCAUAGCUUCCAUCGUCCAUCCCUCGACAGAUCUUUUGCUCUCCCUCAGAUUUUGCAGUCUGUGGAGGAACCAGAAGUUGAUACGGAGACAAUGGAGAUAACAGAGACACCAUUUGAAGAGACAAUGGUUCAGGAAGACCUCCAAAGUCCAUUUCCUCAUAGCUUCCAUCGUCCAUCCCUCGACAGAUCUUUUGCUCUUCCUCAGAUUUCACAGUCUGUAGAGGAGACAAAAGUUUGUGCUAUGUCAGCGGAAGAACGUCAGAGUCUGUCUUCUGUCCACACCCGUCCUUCCUCGUCUGUGAAACUGCCCAAAAUUCAGACUCAAGUAAAGCCUUCACUUCAGAAGUCUGAGAAACCCGAGACUCGCAAAUAUGAUUCUGCAGUCUCGGGCAGCAUUGAGGAGCAGUACAUGAAGAACAGCGAGGAGGAUGGAGACAAACUGCUUCAUGCAAGCAUGAAAGACCCAUCGUUCAUAAUUGACAUCAAAGCUCAAGAAAACAACCUCCAGCAGCUGGAUCGAGCUUUUCAAAAUAACAACAUUUCCUCUGAAAUGUACAACCUGUGCAGAGGAACCGUCAAUCAGACACUUAAUAGUGUUGAGCUGCGUCUUGGAUGUCUUUUACGGAGAUACAUCAAACAUGUCCAAAUGAAGCAAUUAAGGAAGACGCUCGAUGGAAAUUUCAAGGCAACCAGAAAUUUAAGGGAUGGACUGGAGUUCAAAAAAGUCCAUUCUCAGCUCUGCAAGUUUGACCGUUUCCAACGGAGUGUAAACAAAAUCUGGGAUGCCAAGCAAGCCUCCACCGAUGAGACACGAGGACUCUGCAUCGCACGGACGGUCCAUUUAUACCAUCAGGUGAAUGCAGUUCAUGGCCUACAUCUGACAGGCAUAUCAUUUGUGCAAAGGCAUGUAUCACUGCCUCUGCUCACUGUGACACCCGUGCGGUUCAGCUCCAAUCUGUGUCCAUCUCCUCCUCGGGGACCGCGAACUUCACCCAGCAGAGCCAGUCCAGCACGUCAUCCUCAAAUCCACCCUAAACCUCUGCACCACAGGACCAAGAACACACCAGGCAGUUUCCUGAAGAUCAGUCACAUUCAAUAAUGAUGGCCAGUGUCAACAUAAUGGCUCAUAUCUGAACCCAAUAACAGAUUAUUGAAAUGUCACAAAGGUAAAACAAAAGCGAGGACGCAUCAGGACCAGACUCUGGAAAAACAGAAGCACCGGCCUGUAGACAUAGGACGAUGGGUUCAUUUACAUUUGUUACACUGCACUGCUCAGUCAGCAGUUAUUGACAUCUAAAUGUAGCCAUUGAUUGGUUAACCCAUAUUAGUGAUUUCAAGCUUUGCCAGAGUCAAAUAGCCUAUGUUAUAUUAAGGAAGAGCUAUGUCUUAAUCAGUGUAUAUUUUUGUUUAAGCUUAUAUUGUAAUAAAUAUAUGAAUAAACAUAUGUAUAAUAAAAAUGAUAAAUAAUAAAGA
This is a messenger RNA of Carassius carassius (crucian carp), 1558 nucleotides long. RefSeq lists its product as uncharacterized. Bases 21 to 1184 code for a protein of 387 amino acids. Lineage: Eukaryota; Metazoa; Chordata; Actinopteri; Cypriniformes; Cyprinidae. The record is from RefSeq and is a predicted model, not a curated record. The transcript has 3 exons.